Molecule: messenger RNA, 345 nt
Organism: Pyricularia pennisetigena
Lineage: Eukaryota; Fungi; Ascomycota; Sordariomycetes; Magnaporthales; Pyriculariaceae
Exons: 2
Coding region: 1-345 (114 amino acids)
Source: RefSeq, a predicted model, not a curated record
AUGUGUGCCUACGACACCAUCCUCUACAAGUGCGACUUCUGCGGCGAGGUCUACCGCGAAGAGCACAGUAUCCUCCAGCAGUGCGCACGAUUCGCCAAGGAGCAGCAGCCGUCGUCCCGGGAGCCAGAGGAGGUCAGCAGCAACAGCUAUUUCGAGUCCAACUGCCCCAGCAAGAAGCACCACGGCAAGCACACGUCCUUGACGGGUCACUGUGGCUCGCGCAGCUGCAAGGAGCACGUAGGAUGGGAUCUUCAAAGUAACCCACCAGAACCAGAACGACCAACGACGUACCCCGCACCCGUCACUCCGCCGACAUCCAAGACGCGACGUCAGCACAAGAUUUGA